Molecule: messenger RNA, 3306 nt
Organism: Exophiala viscosa
Lineage: Eukaryota; Fungi; Ascomycota; Eurotiomycetes; Chaetothyriales; Herpotrichiellaceae
Exons: 9
Coding region: 1-3090 (1029 amino acids)
Source: RefSeq, a predicted model, not a curated record
AUGGCAGAAUCAAAGCGACCCUCGAGGCUCAAGCGAAUCAUGGACAGACUUGGGUUGAAGUUGAACCUCCCGACCAUCUUUUUAAUGGCCAAGUAUGUUCUCUUUACACCCUUCAGCGCAUAUGGAGGGGGUGCUGUCGCUCCUACGAUCGGUCUUGCAAUAUAUCAGAGCGACCGUGUCGCAAAUCACUACUCUACCAUCGGAUAUCUCAUCCCUAUUAUGUCAAUAUUCGUCGUACCGAUCAUGCCCCGAGCCAGGUUUCUCCAGGGUCUCUUCGUCACUUGUUUUCUGACAUGUUUUGCUGCUGCUAUUUCACUUCUCUUCAUGUGGACUGCGAUAAAGGCUCGAGAGAACACGACCCAUUUAUCGGCCGAACAACAAAGCAGUGGCCCUGUCCCUGGCGCCGAGGUAGUCCCAUACAAUGCGGCAGCCAGCGCAUGUUUGGCAGUCUGGUUCUUUUUCUGGCUGUGGGCGUUCAACACCUUCCGUGCAUACAGGCCUCAAUACUUCCUGCCCCUGAUCGUCUUCUCAAUUUUUCUCAACAUCACUGCAACGUACGGCUGCGUCUUCCCUACGAUGGAACAAGCGUACACUCUGACUAGGCGCCUACUUGACACUUUCUUUGUCGGUUUCGGCAUUGCAACUGCCGUGCAUUUCAUAGUACUACCGGUCACAUCACGAGAUCUGGUUGGUCUUAUCUUGAACGAAUAUCUGCAUUACCUUAAGUCGGUCCUGGACGCACAAGCCCAGCUUAUUCAUUCACUCCCCUCUCGUGAGACUGGUGGCAAUCACGUUCGCGUUGUUGGGAGCGAGAGUGACAGCAACCUUUCUGAAGACGCGAACUCAGCAUGGCCGGAAGCGAGUAUGUGGAGGAAAGCCAUUGCAGCAGCCACCGAGUGUCAGGUCAAGAUCCAGUCGGAGCUCCGCUAUGUCAAACGGGAGUUUGCCUACAGUAAACUGAGAGCAGGAGACUAUGAAUGUGUGACAAACAUGCUGCGAAAUAUUCUGGUUCCAUUAGGUGGUGUCGAGACCAUCAUUCAAGCCAGUAAUCGUGUCGAGAAGAUGGGAGGAUGGUCAGCCAUGGAAUUGCCCAAGGGUGUUGCUUCAGCUCUUGGCGAGCCUGCGGACGAGAAAGAAUCAUGGACCUGGCUAUUUGGACAAUUGAGGCAGCCCUUGCUGACCUUGAUGGCUGCAAUGGUUGAAGGUCUUGACUACGCAUUUCUCACUCUACAGUUCACUCGGAAGCCGAUGUUUAGCACCAAGGCCGAAUUCGAAGCACGGGCAGCCGAGUGUCCGGAUGGGAAAGGGUUUGCCAGAUACUUGGAAAAGUCCAUUGACGACUUUUUGAAGGCACGGGAAGCACCCUUGAGACAAUGGUGCCAGAUUAAUGGAUUGGAGAGCCUCACCAAACAUUCUUCAGGACAAAUGGGUUUUCAGCGCCAGCGCUCCCAGCUAUAUCUUGUUCUCGAUUUCGAGUUUUCCUUCAUAAAGACCGCCCAAGCCAUUCUUGAUCUUGUCCGGUUUGCAGAUUCGAAAAUCGAAGACGGGACAAUGAAGCACAAGCGCCUUAUUGUGCCCACGUGGAAAGUUCUGAGAAACUGGGCUGCGUCACUGGUCACGCGAGAAGACAGCAAUCUGGACUACCAGUCAUACAGCUACCGCAGUGGCACUCCGACCGUCUACCUAGGCGACGCUCUAGGAGUGGAAAGAGAUCCCGAGCAUCUACCUCCUGAGAGCUGGUGGGAGAAAUUUACCGACUACUUCCGGAUUAUCCCCAAGAUCUUCGGCUCCAAGGAAUCAUGGUUCGGCUUCAAAGUGGCCACGGGCACCAUGUUCAUCGCAGUGACAGCCUACCUCAGAAACUCGCAACACUUCUACAUCCAACAGCGCCUUAUAUGGGGAGCGCUCGUGGUUGCAAUCAGUAUGACCCAGACCGCUGGCUCAGGUAUGUACGGCCAAUCUAUGAGGGUGUUCGGCACCUUUCUGGCCAUGGUCUUCUCGUACAUCGACUGGUACAUCGUCAACGGCGAUACUGCUGGAGUCAUUGUUUUCUUCGGCGUCACCAUGUUCCUCUACCACUAUCUUCUGAUCACGAAGCCAGAUGACCCUGUCAUACCAAUGAUUGGAAUGAUCACCGUCUGCCUGAUCGUAGGGUAUGAACUCCAAGUCAAACAGGUCGGACUGGCAAUCUCGGAAUCAAACGGGCAGGUCUUUCAUCCAAUCUACGAGUUGGCGCCGUACAGAUUGGCAUGUGUGCUUGGUGGUGUCGGCGUGGCUUGUCUUCUGACGUACUUCCCGUCGGUAACGACUGCCAGAAGCGAGAUGCGAAGGGACUUGGGCAAUACUUUGUACUUGCUUGGCCAUUACUACAGUCUCACGCACAAGUCGGUAGCACUUCGGUUGAAGGGCCUGGAGGGGGACGUCCAGGACAAGCACAGUCCCAUUCGACGGGUGGAGAAGGUCCGCGUCAAGCUCUUCGCCAAAGAACUGAUCUUGAUCCAAGCGAUGAAGAAUCAUCUGCAUUUCAUCAAGUGGGAGCCUACCUUUGGUGGUCGGUUUCCCAAGGAAUUGUACGAGAGGUUGCUCAAUCAUACGCAGAACAUGCUCCGCUUCACGGGCAUGAUCGCGUACGUUACCAAGACAUUCAAAGAGUUACCUGAUGAUGCGCACGUGGAGGGAGACGCGAACACAUGGCUUCAGGACUUCAAGAAUGUUGUCGCAUCGCUAGAAGUCACCUCUCACCACGUCACGUCGAUGCUCGCUAUACUUUCUGGUGCGAUCGGCACUGGGAAGCCAUUACCUCCGUACUUGAGGGCUCCGGAACGGUAUCGCCUAGGCGAAAUGUUGACUUCGGUAGAUGCGGAUAUCCUGAACACCAGACACGUUUGUGAGCCGGGCUACUCGGCCUUCGCUGUGAUGCAGGUGUCCACGACUAUGUUGGCGGAGGAUUUGGCGGAUUUGUUGGCCGAUGCGAAGAAAUUGGUGGGCGAGGCUGACUUUGAGUUGGAUGUCGUUCAAAGAGACUACGAGAAGGAGGUUGGGUCGGGGCCUGUUGCGGGUGCGGCGGCUGCCAGGUCCAAGGAGGAUUGAUGAGUUGAUGACUGGUGGUUGAUGGGCAUGGUGCAUCAGGAUGAGUUACUGCGUUGUCCUUGAAGCUGGUUUCUAGCAAAAGUGGCACUGUCUGAUUCUUGGGACUUGUCAAGUACAUUGUAAUAUAACUGCUUAUUAGCUUUCUGGAGUUUUCUGUACAUUAGGCCGUACCUUAGAGCAAUGACACUUGGAAGGCCAGCAUUCCUAUCAGUAUCA